This is a messenger RNA of Diaporthe batatas, 1584 nucleotides long. RefSeq lists its product as uncharacterized. NCBI's taxonomy places the organism in Eukaryota, Fungi, Ascomycota, Sordariomycetes, Diaporthales, Diaporthaceae. The record is from RefSeq and is a predicted model, not a curated record. Bases 1 to 1584 code for a protein of 527 amino acids. Gene Ontology annotation, molecular function: transmembrane transporter activity. The transcript has 2 exons. Gene Ontology annotation, cellular component: membrane. Gene Ontology annotation, biological process: transmembrane transport.
AUGUCCAGACCUGCGCAGGGCGACAUUGAGAAAAUCGACCAUAGCUCGACAAAAGAGCAGCCGACCUCGGAUGACUCCGCCACUGGCGAAACACUUUCAGGCCAGGCAGUCGUGAUCAUUCUGCCAACCAUCGGCCGCGACAUCGGUAUCCCGGACUCGCGCCAGCAAUGGAUCGUGUCGGCCUACGCGCUCGCCUUCGGCUGCUUCCUGCUCCUCUGGGGCCGGAUCGCUGAUAUUUAUGGCAAGCGUAAGAUCUUCGUCCUUGGGUCCGGCUGGGUAGCUAUCGCGCUGGCCGUCAACCCUGUCAUACAUAAUGAGAUCGCCUUCGACCUGUUCCGUGGGUUUCAGGGCCUCGGAGCUGCCGCCAACGUGCCCACCGCGCUCGGGAUCCUGGGGACGACCUUCCCGCCGGGCAAGGCCAAGAACUACGCCUUUUCGAUGUAUGCGGCCGGCGCGCCGCUCGGGAGCAUCUUUGGAAACCUACUCGGUGGCCUGAUUGCCAGUUAUGCGCACUGGACCUGGGUAUUUUGGGCUCUGGCCAUCCUUGCUGGGUUGGUAACUGUCGCUGGAUAUUUUGUUAUCCCGCCUCCGCCGACCACGUUGCAUGCCCAAGGCGUCAAGGCGAAAGCAACGGUCGACUGGGUGGGCGCGGUUCUGAUCACGGUCGGCUUGAUGGUGAUGCUCUUUGCGCUUACGGAAGGAAAUGUCGUUGGCUGGAAGACCCCUUGGGUGCCGGUCCUCAUCGUCGUGGCUCUCAUUAUCAUCACCGCCUUCGUCUUCUGGCAGCACCACCUGGAAAAGACGGGCAAACAGACCCCCCUUAUGAAGGUCUCCAUCUUCAAGAGCCGACGCUUCAGCGCUGCCAUGAUAAUCAUGGCCCUCUUCUUCUCGAGUUUUAACUGCUACCUGAUCUUCGCCACCUACUACUUUCAGGACUUCCAGGGCCUGAGCGCCAUACAGACAACCCUUCGUUUCAUACCUACCGGUGUCGUCGGCAUACUGACGGCAGCGAUCACGGCGAGGCUCGUGGCCAUCAUCCCGACCUUCAUGCUCCUCAUGUUCGGUAAUUUCUGCAUGGCCGUCGCCUGCCUCCUCUUCGCCACGCCCAUACCGCCGACGACGACCUACUUUGCCUACGGCAUGCCGGCCAUGAUCCUCAGCGUGUUCGGGGCGGACAUCACCUGGCCGUGCAUGACGCUCUUCACCUCGCACUCCCUGCCCCAGGCUGAUCAGGCCAUGGGCGGCGCGCUGGUCAAUGCGGUCGGCCAGUUCGGCCGCGCCAUCGGCCUGGCGAUCGCGACGGCUAUCCAGACGUCGGUCAUGGCGGGCGCGAGGGGCACGAGCGUCGAGGAGGCGGGGGCGAUGAGGGCGUGGGAUCAGCCCACCCUCAAGGGGUUGCAGGCUGCGCAGUGGUUUGACUUUGCGCUUGGUGCGACGAAUCUGCUUGUGGUUGCUGUGGCGUUCCGUGGCUCGGGCAUCAUUGGUAAGACGAAUCCGAAGGAUAAGGACGGAGUUUUGGAAAAGGAGCCUGCUAGGAGUGGUGGUGAGGAAGGCAUAAUGAACGAGCAGAAUGGCCGGCAAUAA